Molecule: messenger RNA, 5153 nt
Organism: Thunnus maccoyii (southern bluefin tuna)
Lineage: Eukaryota; Metazoa; Chordata; Actinopteri; Scombriformes; Scombridae
Product: aldo-keto reductase family 1 member B1-like
Exons: 12
Coding region: 2972-4021 (349 amino acids)
Cellular component (GO): cytosol
Molecular function (GO): aldose reductase (NADPH) activity
Source: RefSeq, a predicted model, not a curated record
UCAUCAUGUUUACUUGUGUCAGUGAAAAUGAAUCAUUUUUAUGAUGGUACACUCUUGUAGUCUCAGGUAUGGCAUAAGCUUAAAAGAUCAUUUAAAAUUUUAAAGAUUUUUUUCUUAUGAGAGCAGUCAGGCAAUAAGAUUUAUUAAACAUUCUGCAGCUAUUCACGCCAUACUAUUUUUGUGCUCCCUACAACAUAAACUUUUGCUAAUGUAAAACCAUCUAAGCCUAGUGUACGCUGACAUUGUACAUUUUCUUUCUUGGUUUUUAUUCAUUGGCUUAAAGACUGGCAAAAAUGACACAGUAACAAAUUACUUUUAACUCUCACAAAUUUGGAUGUAAAGCACUUGCAUCAGACUUUGCUGUGAAAAUGGAGCCUCACCUCCUGAGAUGUGUGCGAGUUAUCAACUGUUACCUCGUUUUUAGUUUUCUUCCUAUAGAGAUGCAUCUACCUUCACACAGUCAGGCUAGGAAAUGAACAUCAGUCCCAUGACAAAUGCUGGUAAACUUAGCAACAGGCAAAGUUUGUGUACUUGUUUAAUGUUUGGUCUGAAAAGUUAUUUUCCUGAACUGAUCAUAAUGUGCAAUAUUUAGCACCUUUGCUCUUCAUGUUGCCUAUCUUUCAUAGACAGUGCUGUAUAAAUGUCAUUGUCUAAUAUCCGCACUUUGUGUUUGUGUGAGUGUGCGUAUGUGUGUGUGUGUGCAUGCUGAGAGUGACUUGAAUGUUGAUUGGUUGGAUAAUGUUUGAAGAAUGAAUAAAAAGUUACAAGAGCAAAUGGGUUUGUUUCAUUUUGGGAAAUGGAGAAAUGGACUCAUUGUCUUCAUCAAUCCAACCUAAUAACGAUGCAACUAACACUACCUUUGUGAAGCUUCAAAUUAUCAAAUUUAGUUCAAACUAUGUCGGAGAGGUGUUAAUUGUGCUGUCCUUUGGAGUACAAUACAGAUUAAGAAUUUCCUGUUAUUUUUGUCAGCCCAUUUUCCAUGAGACAUAAUAGUACUCCUUACAAUGUAGCCAACUGUUGUUCUAGAAAGCUGUUGUUCAAGUAAAACUCCAGCAGAGAGCGUACUUUCAUAAAACAGGAGGGCAGGGUUGGAACACAAUGGACAUCAGCCUGUGAGAGGAAAUGCCAGAUGAUACAGAGAAACUAGUUUGUCAAAAACAAAGGCAUUGUGGGUGAGAAAAUGUGUUUAAAAUUAGAGUCCAGACGAGUAACAUGAAUGUGGCACAGCAGAGAGUACAGUACAUACUUGUGGGAAGCAUAAUAACAAGAGAAAGAAGUAAAGUUUUCCCUUUUUAUGUCUCAAAUUUAAAUCAGACCAGAUCAGAGCAAUGAGAGAAUAAAUGUGACUUUUACUACAGAAGAUAAAACUAUCUGCCCUCUUCAGUAGCUUGGUCACUGCCACUCAUAUCAAAGGUUAAAUACAACAACGCAAAUGAAUCAAUUCAAUUAUACUGUCUUAACUAUGUAUGACAUUUAAUUUCUUUUGAAUUCCACUCGUCGAAGGCUGCACUGAAAUUAUGAGAAGGAACAGCACAUGACUAAGAGGAAGACUAUUUUGCCUUCAAGCAGUCCAGCUGAUUGCCCACGAGAUCCAACCCUAAAGCACAAUAAAAUGUCAAGCCGUAUCAGCCACCAUCCUCUCAAAUCCACAAGCUGAAAGUGAUAGGUGUUGGUUUGGUAGGCCAAUGGAUAAAAAACAGUCAAUUAAAUGUCUGAUAAAAGAGAGAGAUGUCUCUUUAAAUUCUUGACUUGUAUCCCUGUCCACUUACACGGUAAAACAUCCAGAGAUAAAGAUGUGGCCGACAGCUGCAGGCAUGCAAUACUACACUCCAAGUCGUAACAGCAAACAGAUGUGAGGCUCAUGCUGUGGAGCAGUGAAAAUCAAAACAGCAAACAUAACAAGAAGGGAAGUGGCUGCAGUUACAAAAAGAGAAACAAAAGAUGGCGUAAAAACAUGGUAAAAGUAUGUCAAAAAGUGGCAAAAAUGCAGAUGUGAAACUAGUUACAACACAACACAUCCAGGUGUGUUUCAGCUAACACCCCCAGAAUCAACCAAAUGUGACUGUUUUUUUCCCCAUUUAGGCCAUUUACAUCCAUGCUUGUGGUGAUCAACAUGAGAACUUCCCUCCAGGUUUGAGGCCAUGGUGAAACAUUCGCAAAUGGACUCCAUCAUAAAAAUUUGAGGAUGUGUUCAUUACAGCAUUUCCCAUUUUUACGACUUUAUUAAUUCAUAUAUAUAUUAGUAUUAUAUUUUGUAUUGAAUUACUUUACAACUACACAUCUAAGUCCUUCAUUACCAUGUAUAUGCACAAGUAUAACCUCCUUCCUGACAUUUACCCUCACACUCACCAGCUGCCUUCACUGUUUCAGAUGCUACCCUGAUACCGCUUUACACAGCAUAUAAAAGGCAUUAUCAAAAGCCAUUAAAACUUUAUAACCACCCAUUAGGCUUUCAGUGUUGCCACACAAGCUGUGUUAGUAUUGGUCAUUAACUUGCUUAUCUCACUCGUUUCAUAAUCUGAUUUUAUCUGCUGAGCUGGUUUCUGUGAACUGGACCUGAAAUAUUUGAGCCUUGCGUGUUUUUGUUGGCACAGGAAGAUGCAGAGGGGUGUACUACGAGGCGAGAUUAGUGGGUUAGCAAAGUAUGUUGAGCCUAAAGCCAGGGUUUUCAAUGUCAUGAAGGUGGCUCUCUUUUAACCUGGCUACAUCACCAUGGUAACUUUUACUGCAAACUUAACCUGGUCUGUAGGAGGUUAUGUUCCGAGUUUCGGCUUAAAUCGGCAAUAAAAAGCGCCGCCGUUUCACUAACCACCUGAUUUGCUGCCAGGGUUUGUCGAGCCAGCUCACACAAAGAAAGCCUGGGUAUGUUGAACUUGCUUCGUAGUACACCCCGCUCUUGGUCUUGGUGAACCAGUAAAAACAAGAACAAACAUGCACAAGGAGUCAGGAGUAGUCAUCUCUCAAAUGCCAUAUGUUUGUGUUCUUCUCUUCAUGUACGAGGCAUCAAAGCUGCCUUUUCUCUGAGUGCAGUUUAGCGAGAGUCUGCUUUGCACAGCUGAAGAUCUCCAACAUGAUACCUGCAGUUACACUCAACAAUGGAGCAAAGAUGCCUAUUAUGGGUCUAGGGACAUGGAGGGCAGAACCAGGAAAAGUCACUGAGGCCGUAAAAGUGGCUAUAAGUGCUGGUUACAGGCACAUCGAUGGUGCUUAUGUGUACCAAAAUGAAGAAGAAGUUGGGGCUGGAAUUCAUACCAUGAUGGACCAAGGAGUGGUGAAGAGAGAGGAUCUAUUCAUCGUCAGUAAGUUAUGGUGCACCUUCCACCUUCCAUCUCUAGUGAGGAAGGCCUGUGAGAAGACUCUCAAUGACCUGAAACUGGACUACCUGGACCUAUAUCUCAUGCACUUCCCUAUGGGAAUGAAGCCAGGGGACGAUCUUUUUCCUUUUGAUGAGGACGGCAAGAUCAUUUCUGAUGGCAGCAACUUCUUAGACACUUGGAAGGCUAUGGAAGAGCUAGUAGAUGCCGGGUUGGUCAAGGCUAUCGGCAUCUCUAACUUCAACAAGGACCAGACUGAGGCCAUACUCAACAAGCCAGGCCUCAAGUACAAGCCGGCCACCAACCAGAUUGAGUGCCACCCAUUCCUGAUCCAGGAGAAGCUGAUCAGCUACUGCCAUUCAAAGGGCAUCUCAGUGACAGCUUAUAGCCCUCUGGGCUCCCCUGACAGACCCUGGGCUUCAUCUGAAGAGCCCUCUCUCCUGGAGGAACCUAAGAUAAAGGCUAUCGCCAACAAGUACAACAAGAGUCCUGCACAGGUUCUUAUCAGGUUCCACAUCCAGAGGAAUGUGAUUGUCAUUGCCAAGUCAGUCACGCCCAAUCGAAUCAAGGAGAAUUUCCAGGUGUUUGACUUUGCAUUAAGUGAAGACGACAUAAAGGUCAUGCUGAGCUUGAACAAAAAUUGGAGAGGUUUCCCCAUGCCAUGGGGCUCAAAACACAAAGAUUUCCCACUGAAUUCAGAAUACUAACACAUCAGACAGUAUGCUGCAUAGUUUUUUCUUUCUUUUCAUCUACUACUGAGCAUUCUUUUUAUUCAAAAUCUUCACUUUUAUCUGGAUUACUGUUUUAUAAUCUUUGCUACUGAAUGAAUGAAUGUUUUGAAUGUUUUGAAUUAAUGAAUGACAAAUGAAAGCAUUUGUGGGUUACAGACACAGUCUGCUUGUUUUGCUAAAGUUAUCCACAGAGAAAGUUAGAGGAUAAUAGACAGUACAACUAUAUUUGGGAAUAUGGAUCUGUAAUCUAAGAUAAUUCCUUAUAAACAUAAGUAGAGUGCGAAGAGUGCACCGACCACACAAUAAAAUAAUGAAAUACAAUCCAAACAAAUCUUUUGAAGUGUUACAAAACACUGCAACAUGAAUUAGUUGACAAAAUGGCCUAAUUUCUUUAUGUGUCAAGAUAAAUCUAUGUACUGUAUGAUCAUGGUAACAAAAUACUACUAGCAAUAAACCUAAUGUGACCCACAAUUGUUGCAGUGUUUGUAAUAUUGAUUAUGUUAGUCCUUUUUCAUGAAAUAUUUAUAUGUCUAACCUGUUUCUAUGCUGUAUAUGUUUUUAAUUCUUUAUGUAAACCACUUUGAAUUUCCUUUCUGUUCAUGUACUACUUUAAUAAACUUGCCUUGCCUAUAAUAUGAAUGCUGUGUGACAAUCCAGCCAAAACAGUAUGUGAACUAUCUGACCUGACAAAAUAUUGACAUUUAAUCUCUGCUGUUAAACCUUUCUCCUCCAUUGAGUUGAAUCAGUCCUCCUGCCUCCCCAGACUUGAUAACAUCUUAGUUAUCACAGUUCUCAGAUCUUUCUGCUGACUCACACCUGAGACUGUUGGUCCAUUUUCUUUGUUUACAGCCUUAAUUUCCUGCCUGACAGGAGGAUAAUAAACAUUCAUUGCUACUUCAACUUCUUACUUGUCAUAAAUAUGGAUACUUGCACUCAAAUGGCUGUUAUAUAAGACUCAUAGAGACAGUAGGGCACACCUCUGGUGCAUGAAAGCUAAAGGAAGACUUGUCAACACUUACUAGAGGGGCAAAAUAAGCAAAUUGUAUGUCACAAAAAACAUAUCACACUACAUUUAAAAGUGUGUUAACCUGUGUGUCACUGACAGCUC